AUGGCCUGCAUAGCAGCCGGCUGGGCGAGUUUUGGCAUCUACACCUUUUAUAGCCUGGGAUUUCUGGAGGUCCAGCGAGGUCAUGGUCCGCUGCUGGCAACAGCUAUGUUCACUCCAAUCUGCGUUAGCGGGCUUUGCGCGGCUAUCGCCACGGGCCUGGCUUUGACAUAUCUGCGAGCCUCCACCGUCAUGCUCAUCGCCAUGGCAGCAUUCUUUGUUGGAGGUAUUAUCUUUGCAACGAUGCCUGUCGAACAGACUUACUGGGCUCAGACCUUUGUCGGCACAGUGAUCCUUCCUUGGGGAAUGGAUAUGUCCUUUCCUGCUGCGGCCAUCAUCUUAAGCAGCACCAUGCCACAAAAGCACCAGGGUCUCGCAGCCUCGCUGGUGAACACCUUUGUCAACUAUGCCAUCUCCAUCGGAUUGGGUCUUGGCGGGACAGUCGAGACGCAGGUGAACAGAGCUGGUUCAGAUAUUCUCAGGGGCUAUCGAGGUGCGUCCUACACAGGGGUCGGCUUCUCCGGUCUGGGUGGGGCUGUGGCGCUUGUCUUCUGCUGUAUGGAGUACUCGCGUUCGACAGCGUCGGAGCUGAGUCCCACGAUACAUCAAUUCAAGCUUGAGGAGGUUUGGGACGGCACGUCUGCUCGUAGUCAAGGCAGAGGCUGUAGCAUAGAACAAUAUCACGAAGGAUCAGUGCGACUCACCAAAUGCAGUCCCGUUGGAUAG
Molecule: messenger RNA, 723 nt
Organism: Recurvomyces mirabilis
Lineage: Eukaryota; Fungi; Ascomycota; Dothideomycetes; Mycosphaerellales; Teratosphaeriaceae
Exons: 1
Coding region: 1-723 (240 amino acids)
Cellular component (GO): membrane
Source: RefSeq, a predicted model, not a curated record